UCAGUUUGUGAUACAUUCAUUUUUUUUGUCAUCACAUUUUGACCAUGCAUUGGCAAGUAGCUCCUGACAGUGAGAGAAAGAGAGAGAGAGAGAGAGAGAGAGAGCGAGUGAGAGAGAGAGAGAGAGGAAGAAAGGGAGUUGAGGUUGAUCUUUUUCUUUUCUUUUCUUUUUUUAACAGUACACAGCAAACACAGAAAGUGAGGGAGGGCAUUUUGUGUUCAUCAGAGUUUUAUCGUUGUCUAAGUUUAGAUCUUGGCUCUCACAUGGCUUCUCAAGUAACAAGACUGCAGGCUCACUGCAGCCACUCCACACUUCAGACAGAAACAGGGCUCCACGCAGAAACAACCCCAGAAAAGUAGCUGGUCACAGGAAAAUGAGAGGAGGGGCUGUUAACACCAGACACUGUCAUAUAGGCUGACAUUUCAAACAGGACUCGCAGACAUAGACGUAGGCGUAGACGUAGACGUAGACGUAGGACACAAACAGGACCAUACUGUGUGGAAGCAACCCUUCCCUACAUCAGUUUAUCUCUGGUUUCUACCUGGACAAUGACAGAGCAAGCAGAAGGGGGAGUCAAGCUAUCUCCAACCUCUGCUUCUGAGCAACAGGCUCCACAUUUUCUACGAGAUGUCAUCUUCCAUGGCAAGUUUAAGUUGCUGAAGGCUCUAACACCAGAGGAAAACACCCAGUGCCAGCAUGGCCUCUUCUUCCAGGAUGGGCAGCGGCGCGUAGACUAUGUUCUCACCUACCCUGUGAAGAAGCCGGGUGGGGGACGAUCCAGUCGACAGUCAGUGCACCUGCUCACUGAAAAUGCUGUUGCCCGCAGCCUACGACGUGGCCCCCAGAGCCGUGGUGAACAUCAAAAACAGCAGGCACAAAAGGCAACAGGCUCAUCUUCCCAGCAGUCAUCGCAUGUGGCUGACGUGGAGUUGGGCUGUACGGGGGAAACCCUCAAUGGCCAGGACGACCACAAGGCCUUCAGGAGGGAGGAGUUUGAGGGGAAACUGAAAGACAUGGGCCUAGAUCUGGAGAAGGAUGAAGAUACCAAGAUUCCUGGGGUUGGCUUUGUGAAGAUUCAUGCUCCGUGGAGUGUUCUGUGUCGAGAGGCUGAGUUCAUGAAGCUCAAAAUGCCCACUAAAAAAAUGUAUGAAGUUAAGCAGUCGGGCAGUGUUAUGGAAAAGAUCAAUUCUCUGGUUAGUAAAGUUCUGGAGCCCCUUCAUCCUCAUGUUGAAGUACAUGAACCCAAGAAUGUCAAACACCUGUCACUCACUUUUUCAAGGGAAAAGCAACAUCUGUUCGACCUUUCAGACAAAGAUUACUUCUUUGACAGCAAAACAAGGAGUUCAAUAGUAUUUGAAAUACUAAAAAGAACAAAAUGCAAGGCCAAGUACAGCAUGGGGAUCACCAGUCUUCUUGGUAGUGGUGUAUAUACAGCAGCUUACCCUCUUCAUGAUGGCGAUAUUAAUAAGGAGUGUGCAGAGCCCAAUGACAGAAAGCUUUUGUAUGAAGAGUGGGCAAACUACAGUGUCUUCUACAAAUACCAGCCGAUUGGACUUGUGCGGAAGUAUUUUGGUGAGAAAAUUGGUCUCUACUUUGCCUGGUUGGGUCUCUAUACCCAAAUGUUAAUUCCUGCCUCUCUGGUGGGGGUCAUAGUCUUCCUGUAUGGAUGUGCAACAGUUGAUGACAACAUACCAAGCAUGGAGAUCUGCCACCCAAAGAAUAACAUCACAAUGUGUCCUCUGUGUGACCGAGUGUGCAGCUAUUGGAAACUUAGUACUGCCUGUGGAACUGCCCGGGCUAGUCACCUGUUUGACAACCCUGCCACUGUUUUCUUCUCAAUAUUCAUGGCUCUGUGGGCUGCCAUGUUCAUGGAGCAUUGGAAGAGGAGGCAGAUGAGGCUUAACUAUGAAUGGGACCUUACUGGGUUUGAAGAUGAGGAGGAAGCGCUUAAGGACCAUCCCAGGGCUGAAUAUGAAUUCAGAGUAAUGCAGAAAUCUCUGAGGAAAGAUCAUAAAUCACAGCACAAGGUGGAAAAGCUUACUUGUCAAGAUCGCCUCCCUGCCUACAUGACUAACAUCGUCAUGAUGCUGUUGAUGAUUGGUGUUACAUUUGCCAUUGUCUUUGGUGUGAUCCUCUACCGAAUCUCCACCAAAGCCGCUCUUCAUAUGAGUUCCAGUUUGAUCACAAGGAACCAUGUACAACUGACCGUCAAAACUACUGCGGCCAUUAUCAACCUGGUGGUCAUUCUCAUAUUGGAUGAAGUGUAUGGAGCCGUAGCACGAUGGCUUACCGUGCUAGAGGCUCCUAAAACAGACAAGAUUUUUGAGGAACGACUCAUCUUCAAGACCUUCAUCCUGAAGUUUGUCAACGCUUUCACCCCGAUUAUCUACAUCGCUUUUUUCAGGGGCAGACUGGUAGGCAGACCAGGCAGCUACCUAUAUGUGUUUGAAUCUUACAGGAUGGAAGAGUGUGCCCAUGGCGGUUGUCUGAUGGAGCUGUGUAUCCAGCUGAGUAUCACUAUGCUUGGAAAGCAACUAAUACAAAACAACCUUUUCGAGAUUGGAAUACCCAAACUGAAGAAACUGAUUCGAUACAUUCGGUCCAAGCAAGGAGCUUUUCAAGAGGAAGAGAGACAGAAGAAAUUGCAGAGAUAUGAAACCGACCACUUCCUGGAACCAUUUGCUGGAUUAACUCCCGAAUAUAUGGAAAUGAUCAUCCAGUUUGGUUUUGUUACAUUGUUUGUUGCGUCCUUCCCCCUUGCUCCACUCUUUGCUUUGCUCAACAACAUCAUUGAAAUACGACUUGAUGCCAAGAAAUUUGUGGCAGAGUUACGAAGACCAGUGGCAGCAAGAGCCAAAGACAUUGGUAUAUGGUACAACAUAUUAAGAGGGGUAGCAAAAGUUGCAGUCAUCAUUAAUGCGUUUGUCAUCUCCUUCACUUCGGACUUCAUACCUCGGAUGGUCUACCAGUACAUGUACAGCCCUGAUGGCUCCAUGCAUGGAUUUGUGAACCAUACGCUGUCCUAUUUUAAUGUCAGCCACUUCCAGGAUGGCAAAGAACCCAUGGAUCCAUUACAUCUUGGCUACCACGUUGAGGUUUGCAGGUAUAAGGACUAUAGAGAGCCUCCUUGGUCAUCCACGCCAUAUGAGAUUUCCAAGGAAUUCUGGGCAGUGCUGGCUGUUCGACUGGCCUUUGUCAUUGUUUUCCAGAAUAUAGUGAUGUGGAUGAGCGACAUAGUAGACUGGCUAAUUCCAGACAUCCCCAAAGAUAUCAGCAUGCAGAUCCACAAGGAGAAGAUUCUCUUGGUUGACCUUUUUAUGAAAGAAGAACAAGGCAAGAUGAAUAUUCUUGAGAGUGGGUCCUCAUCAGGUGACAAGGAGAACUGCAGUAGGGGCAGCAACAACAACAACAGCACAGUGGCUCACCCACGGUCCCGAAUGCACACCAUAAGCUUCUAAUACUAAUGUCAGUGUUUUUAAUGGCUCAGUCUUAUUUAGCAAGUCAAAGCUUGCUGGUGUCUUGGUUGCACAAAGCGACAUAAAUCCUGUUUGUUUGUUUGUUUUUUUACUUUCAUUUUAUUUUAUUUUUAUUUUGUAAUGUGCGUUUAGAACAUUCCAACAACUGGGAGAGCAGCUGGUCAAUGAGGUUUCAGGAAAUUAAAGGUGUAGCCUGUAAUCUGUUCAAAUCUAUUCUGAUUUGUGUGCAUAGAGAUUUUAGAAUUCAUGUAGAAAAUCUGUUAAAAAGCUGAAAGAGAUUUGAAAAUGUGUUGACUAUGUGUUAACAAAUCCCUAAAUGUGUUUAAUGUGACUUUUUACUAAUGAGCCCACAAGUCAGGUGGAAAUAUUUAAUAAUGUAAGGUCUGAACAAUGUAUUUAGAUAUGUAGGAAAUGUUUGGAAUAUAAGACCUCAUUUUGAAACAUAAAAAUGUAAACAUAGGGUUUAGUCCUGAUUCAGUAUAGUCUCAGGGGACGGAAUUAAUAUGGGUAUUGCUCUUGGUGAUUUGGGUUGGCUGAAAGUCUAGGAUUCUAAUGAAAUCUGGGAGCACCUUGGCUCAUUAUAAAUUGCAUUUAAGAAGGGCCCAAAAAUUGUCAAAAUGACUCAAAACAAGGGGUCUGUUCAUUAUGUCAAGUACUUUAAGCCUUAAACCCUCAUUUUAAGCCACAACCUCCUUCAUUACAUUGCUGGUGAGAGUUUUAACAGUUCUUGUUGGAAUGUCUCCUUUUGACCCCUUGAAUGCUCUGGCUCCUAAUAGGUUUCUUAUCUUAUUCAUUUUCAACUGGAAGUUCAAGUAUUAAGGAGACAUCGUCUCAGAUUUCGUCUGACCUUCUUUUGAAGAGAUUUUGUAUGUUUUAAGCCAAUCAUAGUCUUACUUUGCUUCAAUUUGUAUGGCAUGAAAGAACAAUCAAGGGUUCUUUACAAGGUUACUUAAAGGCUUACUCCCAUUGUCAUCUCCUUCAGGAUGAUGGAAGGUUCCCAGAACAGUACAUCCCUGACUAGAGCUGGGUUUAAGUGGAUUGCUUCACCAUGACUGAUGUGACCUUUACUUGUUUUUAAAUUCAACCCAUAGAAUUUAACUUUGGAACAAUAAGAAAGUAUAAUAUUAGGAAAACAUCAACCCAUGAGGAGUAAGUUAUAAGAACCUAAUAAAAGUAAAAUAAAUUAUUUUCCUCAAUGGCAUGUGCCAAUUAUUUUAUUAUUAUUAUUAUUAUUAUUUUUACUUCAGUGUCAGAUGUCAAUACUAUAGAAGGCAGCUACCUAACCUUUACUCCUGUACAAGCUCAAUAAAUAUGUAGAGAAUUACAGAGAGGGCAGAAAACAAAGGCAGGAAGUGAAGUAAAAUAUGACACACCAGAGAAGUAAUUUCCGAAAUGCAACAGGAAAUAUAACUAAUAACCCAAUUUUCUUGCACAUGCAUAAACAUUAGUUGUGGAGCUCCACAGGGCUUUGUGCUAAAACUAAUGCUUUUUACAUUAUACAUGCUUCAUUUUGGCAAUAUUAUUAGGACACUCACUUUUAUGCAGAUGAUGCUAUAUUUGUGUAUGAUACAGUACAGUAAGUCAACUUAAAGACUUUAUGGCUUGGAUGACUUGUAACAUUUAAAAAUCGACAUAUCGGUACUAAAACAAAGACUAUAAGCAUGAAUUCUCUCACCUAUGAACUAUUUUGUAAUCUAUUAACAUCCUAUAUUAAAACAAUACCAAAACAUUAUAUUGUUAUUAAUUAUUAUUAGGAUGUUCAGAUAGCUUUCUAAAAAAACAAACAAAACAAAACAAAAAAAAGCUUACAGCUGCAACUGCUGCAGUUGGAGCACUGACAAGAAUUUGAGAUAGACAGAAGUAUUUCUCCAGUUUAAGCUUCUCUUCAUUGGCUUACUGUAACGUGAUAAUUUCCAAUGCUUCCCCCUACAUACAAGGCCCUCAUACAUACAUAUUACAUAUUGAAAAACCUCAUAACCCAAAUAUGACUCUAACCACUGGCUGUAUGUAAAUGUGAGUACAGACAUCAUAAUUCCACAUUACCUGUGUCACUUAAGUGUAAAGAAAACAGGGUAUAACACAGUGCCUGUAGUUGCGUAGUGUGAUAUGUAAAACUGUAGCUUUAGCCAAACAAAGAUUAGAAAGUUUUGAUAUGAGGCUGAAUGGUUCCUGAUUGUGUCGGCGUUGUUUCAUUUUACCAAAUAAGUAACAAAGCAGUAUAAACCUGUAACCUGUGCUCUGUUUGCUUUUCUUUGACUAAAUCUAAAUUCUUGAAAUACAUAUAAUAAUGUGAUUUACUUUUACUUUUUAGCAGACAUGGAAAAAGAAAACUCUUUACUCUACAGAAAUGUUUCCAGCUAUUAUCAGUUUUAAAUGUAAUAAUUCAUUAUAUUGUGCUAUGAGUCAAGGAAUGAUCUCCUAUAUUGUGUGUGGGGCUGUAUGCAGAAAUUAUGAUAUACUGUCCUACAGCAGAAGUGGUCAAAAUUCUGUAAUGAAAGUAUAAAGAAAUAUGUAUAUAUCUUCAUCACAAGUACACUUUUGUCAAAUUUAUUGAAAUGUUUUUAUCAAUAUGUUACUAUCAUGACAUGCAUAUACUCUAGGUCUACGUUCAACUAUGGACUGAUGGCGGUCUGAGGAACAAAAUAUCAUUAAUAAAGUGAAUGCAACUGAUGGA
This is a messenger RNA of Mugil cephalus (flathead mullet), 6150 nucleotides long. RefSeq names its product anoctamin-1-like. NCBI's taxonomy places the organism in Eukaryota, Metazoa, Chordata, Actinopteri, Mugiliformes, Mugilidae. The record is from RefSeq and is a predicted model, not a curated record. Gene Ontology annotation, biological process: chloride transmembrane transport. The coding region runs from base 549 to 3458 and encodes 969 amino acids. Gene Ontology annotation, molecular function: chloride channel activity; protein dimerization activity. Gene Ontology annotation, cellular component: plasma membrane. The transcript has 25 exons.